AAGUGGUGGGUUUAGACUCGUCUCGCUGGCCGGGCGUGGCCUACGGGUUCUGGUUUCGAUUCCGGCGCCUGGGCCACGACGCCUUGAGGAGCUUUUUCAGGCGGUCUGAGAAGAUCCGGGGUGCCCAGGGCAUCCCGAAGUCAACCCGCCCUGCGCCAUGUCCUGGAUGUUCAAGAGGGAUCCUGUUUGGAAGUAUUCACAGUCUGUCCAGCAUGGUGCCCAUGAAAAUAUUCCAAGACUUUCAUACCCAACUGUUUUUACACGUUUUGAAUUCCAAGACACUGUCCCUCCAGAUGACUUCCUAACCAGUGAAGAAGAGCUUGAUUUGGUUUUAUUUGGAACUAUGAGAGGACAAGUUGUUGGUAUACGCUAUUACACAGGAGUUGUAAAUGAUAAUGAAAUGGUUGCUUUACAACGAGAGCCUAAUAAUCCCUAUGAUAAGAAUGCUAUUAAAGUCAAUAAUGUGAAUGGAGAUCAGGUUGGCCAUUUAAAGAGAGAUUUUGCAGCAGCCGUGGCCUAUAUCAUGGACAACAAAUUGGCCCAAGUGGAAGGUGUGGUUCCUUUUGGUGCAAAUAAUACUUUUAACAUGCCUGUUCAUAUAACUUUCUGGGGAAAAGAAGAAAAUAGAAAAGUGGUUUUAGAUCAGUUGAAGAAACAUGGAUUUAAAUUGGGUCCCACACCAAAAACUCUAAGAUCGAGUUUGGAGAAUGCACGGGGCUCUGGAAGAGCUGGACCAAGCUAUAGUAGGCCGGUUCAUGCUGCUGUACAGAUGACUACAGAACAGCUCAAAACGGAAUUUGACAAAUUAUUUGAAGAUUUAAAAGAAGAUGAUAGAACUAUUGAAAUGGAACCAGCUGAGGCUGUUGAAACACCGUUGCUUCCACACCAGAAACAAGCUCUAGCUUGGAUGAUUUCCCGAGAGAACAGCAAAGAGCUUCCACCAUUCUGGGAACAGCGCGAUGACUUAUAUUAUAAUACAAUAACAAAUUUUUCUGUGAAGGAACGACCAGAAAAUGUUCACGGAGGAAUUUUAGCUGAUGAUAUGGGUUUGGGUAAAACUCUUACUGCCAUUGCUGUAAUUCUCACCAACUUUGAGGAUGGCAGGCCUCUUCUCAGUAAGAGAGGCAAGAAGAAUCAUCCAGGAAAGGAAUACAAGGAUGAGACCAUUAAACUCAGAGGAUGUAAUAACAAGAAGGAAGAUCGACACUCAGAGCCAUCCUCAUGCAGUGAAGGAGCCAGUCUUUCAGAUAUUCCGGAGAAGAGUGACUGUACUACGUCAGAAUUGUCUAGUGUCUGCCCUAAAAGAAGAAAAAUUUCUGUGCAGUACACUGGAAGCAAUGAUUCAGAGGAAAUCGAGAUUGCCCCAGAUCUGCCCCAGAAAAUGAAAGGCAAGCUGAAAAAUGCACAGUUGGAUACUAAAAGCGGAGUAAAAGGAUCACCGAAGACGGUUAAAGAAGAUACAGCAUUUGCUCAUGCACUUAAUUUUUUUGCCUCUACAACAAAAAAGAAAAUGUUGAAAAAAGAAAAUGUCAGCACAUCUAUGAUGGAGGGCUCAGAGACAUGUGACACUGGAGAGAGAACAAGAACAACACUGAUCAUCUGUCCACUCUCUGUGCUGAGCAACUGGAUUGACCAGUUUGGACAACAUAUAAAGUCAGAAGCACCCUUGAAUUUUUAUGUUUAUUAUGGUCCUGAUCGUAUUAGAGACUCAGCCUGGCUUUCAAAACAGGAUAUUAUUUUGACUACUUAUAAUAUUUUAACUCAUGAUUAUGGAACUAAAGAUGAUAGCCCAUUACAUAACAUAAAGUGGCUAAGAGUGAUCCUGGAUGAAGGCCAUGCCAUUCGAAAUCCAAAUGCUCAGCAGACAAAAGCUGUCCUUGAGUUAGAGGCAGAGAGAAGAUGGGUAUUGACAGGUACUCCUAUCCAGAAUUCUUUAAAGGACUUGUGGUCUCUUCUGUCCUUUUUAAAACUUAAGCCAUUUGUUGAUAGAGAAUGGUGGUAUAGGAUAAUACAGCGUCCUGUCACUUCAGGAGACAAGGGAGGACUCAGGCGUUUACAGUCCUUAAUUAAAAAUAUCACACUUAGAAGAACAAAGACAAGCAAAAUUAAAGGGAAACCUGUUUUGGAGUUACCAGAAAGAAAAGUAUUUAUUCAGCACAUUACUCUGUCAGAAGAAGAGAGAAAGAUUUAUCAAUCUGUUAAAAAUGAAGGCAAAGCCGCCAUUGGAAGGUAUUUUACCGAGGGGACUGUCCUCGCACACUAUGCAGACGUCUUGGGUCUUCUGCUUAGGCUGCGGCAGAUUUGUUGCCACACCCAUCUUCUUACAAGCGGAAUGUCUUCCAGUGGCCCCUCCAGAAGUGAUACACCUGAAGAACUGAGGAAGAUGUUAGUAGAGAAGAUGAAGUUAAUUCUGAGCUCUGGUUCAGACGAAGAGUGUGCAAUUUGCCUGGAUUCAUUAUCGUUCCCUGUGAUAACACACUGUGCACAUGUGUUCUGUAAACCUUGUAUUUGUCAGGUCAUUCAGAGUGAGCAGCCACAUGCAAAAUGUCCUCUAUGCAGAAAUAAUAUACACAGAGAUAAUUUAUUAGAAUGUCCUCCAGAAGAGUUGGCAUGUGACAGUGACAGUGACAGUGACAAACAGUCCAGUGUGGAAUGGACAUCCAGCUCAAAGAUUAAUGCUCUAAUGCAUGCUUUGAUUGAAUUACGGACAAAGAACCCCAACAUAAAAAGUUUAGUUGUUUCUCAGUUUACCACCUUCCUGUCUUUAAUAGAGACACCACUUAAGAACUCGGGAUUUGUGUUUACUCGCUUAGAUGGUUCCAUGCCUCAAAAGAAAAGAGUUGAAUCAAUUCAGUGCUUUCAGAACACAGAGGCAGGGUCUCCUACUAUAAUGCUGCUGUCCUUGAAAGCAGGUGGGGUUGGCUUGAAUCUCUGCGCUGCGUCUCGGGUGUUCCUAAUGGACCCGGCCUGGAACCCUGCUGCAGAAGAUCAGUGCUUUGACCGGUGCCAUCGGCUUGGCCAGAAACAAGAGGUUAUUAUCACAAAGUUCAUUGUGAAGGAUUCUGUUGAGGAAAAUAUGUUGAAAAUACAAAACACGAAACGAGAGCUCGCAGCGGGAGCCUUUGGAACUAAGAAAGCAGACGCUGAUGAGAUGAAACAAGCUAAAAUCAAUGAAAUCAGAACUCUAAUUGAUUUAUAAUUUGUGGGGGUUUCCUAAGGUCAGUUUGAACAGAUACUUAAGUUUUACAGAUGAAAAAUACAGAUUUAAGAAUGGGAUUUAGAGGAUACUUUUUAUGAGGGGCAUAUUUUAUAUUAAUAAAGUGGUGUUACCGACACA
Messenger RNA from Apodemus sylvaticus (European woodmouse), 3337 nucleotides. It is a transcript of the gene Hltf, whose product is annotated as helicase like transcription factor. Lineage: Eukaryota; Metazoa; Chordata; Mammalia; Rodentia; Muridae. The record is from RefSeq and is a predicted model, not a curated record. Gene Ontology annotation, molecular function: nucleic acid binding; zinc ion binding; ATP binding. The coding region runs from base 158 to 3199 and encodes 1013 amino acids. The transcript has 25 exons.